ACGGACACCGUCGCCGACGAAACAUGCGGUAGUAGAUGCACGGUAACGGGGAGUGACCGAUCAUUAUAUUUUUCGCCGUUUGCCAACCGUAACAUGUGAUUUUGUGUGGCCCUAGAACGCGACCGAGACGAACAGUGUCACAUACGAAUUGCGUGCCCCCAUCGAUAUACCAUGGCUUACCAGAGUGUCAGUUCGAAGGGCCCAGCACCGUGGGUUUUCGCGGCGUUUUGCCUGGUGGGACUCGUGCCUACGGCAUUGUCCCAGCUGAUCGACACCGACUUCAUACCGCAAGUAGCCGCCACCUGCAAGGCGGGACACAUGAGCAUUAAGGUCAACUUCAACAGUUCCUUUUCGGGGAUUGUGCACGCCAGAGAUUACAGGACGCCAUCUUGCAUGAGUCUCGGCGAUGGUGGCAAAUCUGUUGCCUUGGACAUCAACCUGUUGGCGGCACCUGGUGCUCCCGACUACUGUGGACUGCUGGUGAAUAAUAAAACGGAAGAACGCAGUGUACCAAUUGCGGUGCGCAUUCAUCGAACCUUGGAACUGGCCGACGAUAAAUUCUACGUUAUCACGUGUGGAAAGGCCGGUUUCAGAAACGCCAAGAACGAAACCUCGCAAGUUUCUCUGAGACUGGUCGAUGGAACGAGAAAAAUAACUCAGGCAGUGUACAGCAGACCGUACACACUGAGGGUGGAGUUUUCUAGGCCGGACAGCACCUACGGUUUCAGGGUGAAGAGCUGUUUCGCCUUCAACAAACAGAACAGCAGCGUUCCCCUCAUUGACGAUAAAGGUUGCCCUGUAAACCAAGACGUUAUCAGCAAUUUCGUCUAUGAUGAGGCCAAAGGCUCUGCAGAUGCUCAACUCAGAUCUAUGUUCAGAUUUCCGGAUAGCUCAGAAGUACACUUACAGUGUGACGUCGGACUCUGCAAAGGCUCAUGCCCUCAACCGUCAUGCAACGGAGACGCCGUUCAAUCCAGGGCUCUCAAUUCGGAAGAAGGAGUCCUCAUGGCCGCCACCAGCGUCUUCGUGGUUGAUCCUGGUGAAGCUCCUUUAGUACAAGAACUGUGCGAUGAUGGUGGUGUGCAUCCGUCGUGGUUGUUGUGGCUUUGUGUGGCACUAGGUAUUCUGUUCUUGAUCAUGUUGAUCAUAAACGUCUUCCUGUGCUCAGCCAUGACUUGUGCAUGUGCAAGAACCGAAAUCAUCGAAAAGGAGCCAAGUAUCAUCGAGGACUAUGAUCCUUACAGGAGCUGGCACGGCAGUCAGUACGGAUCCAGAUACUCAUUGAAUGGUGCCCCCCAAAACCCCAAGGGUUACACUUCGGGAGGUUCGACGAUGAACUCAACCAGGUCCGUGUCGUCCCACAGUGAUCACUAUGCGAUAGUCCACUCAAGACCUGGAUCUAGAGGCUACAACAAGCACAGGGGUCCUCCCUCGCACAUAGGAAGUCAUUACAGUGGCAAAUAGUCGGAUCAUUUUAUUAAACAUUAUUUUGAAAGAACGUCAGGGACUUUAUAAUUAGGACUGUGUGCGAAAUGCAGUGAAGUGCAAUUCUUGUAGUUAGAAUUGGCGUUGUUGUAGAAUGGUGUACAUUGUCUAGAGUGGUUGUAAAUAAUUCUAGAAAAAAUCUACUGCCUUAAUGUCCAUGUAUUGCGAUAUAUUUAAUCUUACUUUACGAGUUAACAAGUAACAAAUUAAUGUGAUAAAUUUUCUAUUUAAUCUGUAAUUAAUACAUUUUUAUGCUGUCUAUUGUUCUCCGCAAAAAUUAUUUCCUUAAUCACUGUUUAAACUAUUUGUAUUUUAAAAUUUAAUUUAGUUGUAUCAGUUAAGUAGCUUUAAAUUUUGUAAAUUUUAAUAUACAUAUUUUUAGACGUACUAUUUAAUUUUAGAUUGAAAAUAUUGUGUAAAGAACUGAUUAAUAAAUUUACUGUAAAUAAGA
Molecule: messenger RNA, 1936 nt
Organism: Aethina tumida (small hive beetle)
Lineage: Eukaryota; Metazoa; Arthropoda; Insecta; Coleoptera; Nitidulidae
Exons: 7
Coding region: 172-1464 (430 amino acids)
Source: RefSeq, a predicted model, not a curated record